Molecule: messenger RNA, 3866 nt
Organism: Loxodonta africana (African savanna elephant)
Lineage: Eukaryota; Metazoa; Chordata; Mammalia; Proboscidea; Elephantidae
Gene: GPT
Product: glutamic--pyruvic transaminase
Exons: 11
Coding region: 2257-3747 (496 amino acids)
Biological process (GO): biosynthetic process
Molecular function (GO): L-alanine:2-oxoglutarate transaminase activity; pyridoxal phosphate binding
Source: RefSeq, a predicted model, not a curated record
UAUCUGAGGGGGGCUGGGCUGCAGAGACUGCUUCUAUCUGUGACUGUUGAUAAAAAGGACCGCCUGCCACUGUGCUGUGUUGUAUGUCUCCACCCGGCCACCGUCCCCACUUGGGGAGCAAGUUGUGCUGCUGGGCCCUAGGCUCCUUGCCACCGUGCCCCACCCCACCCCUGCAAGCACUCUUCUGGGGCCUGUAGGUGCACGCUAAGGCCUGCUGUGGCAGCCGCAGCCCUUGUGUGGGAGAGGCCACAACCGGGAGCAAGAAGCCUGGUACUUACUGCAUCUUCCAGAGUCCUCUUAAGUCUUUGCUUCCCCAAGGGGAGCAGAGUGCUGUGGAGGGAGGCUCCACAGGGGCCAGGACUGGGGGUGUCCAUGCCGGAGGGCCAGGGACUCUGGCCUGGAAAGGGAGGGGGCUGUUUUCCUUGGCACUGCUGAGCCAGAGCCAGAGAGGGGAGGCGGGUACAAAGUGGUGUCAGAAACCUCCCUGGGGGGAGGGGUCCUUGGCAUGCAGCCCUGACCCAGGGGCCUGCUGCCAGUUCUGCCUGGGCUGGCAGAAGGGACAAGCAGUUGGCCACUCCAGCUCUAAGCUGGCCAGGCACAGUGUGUCAGGGUGAGGGGCCCCUUAGGAGCCUUCAGUGGGUUGGUGGAGGGCACUGCCUGCCCAUAUGCCACCAGUGCUGGGUGUGGUGGGCUUGGGCCUCCCCUCCCCUCUGUGCCUGGGGCCCACUGGGACAGCCUGGUAUCCCUGGGGCCAGCCAUUCUCAAGGUGUCUGUGGUCGGAGGGCUAUCCUCACAGGGCUGGGGGAGGAGUGGGAGCAGGCAUGGGGGGGGUAUUAAAUUUAGUGUGGGGCAGUGGAGCUGCCAAAGGUCCACCUGAUGCCUCUUGGGGCCUGCUGCCAGGGACGGGAGCGGGCUGGCCCUGCCUGGGACUGGGCCCAUAUUAACCGGUGUUCCCACUGGAGGCAGAGGGGAAGCCUGUACGCUAGGAAGUCACAGUGACAGCGGAGCCAAGAAAUUUGAGGUGAGAGACUGCGGGCAGGGACAGCUGCCCUGGGCUUCCCUCCCAGCCAUCAGGGGACUAGCAAGACCAGAGGGAGCCAGGGCUCCCCCUCCAGCCCAACCAGCCACCCACAGCCCAGCUCAGAAGGCCAGCUCCCUGACCCUCUGCCCAGACUCAGAAGCCAGCUGGCAGCCACCAGGGAGGCCACCCCUGGGCAUGGCCUAUCAGCACCUGGCAGGCCUGUGGAGGCGGGGCCCUGAGGGCCUAUCCCAACUCGCUUCCCACUCCACCCACCAAUCAGAAGCAAUUGGGAAGGGAAGCUCAGGUCACUUUCUGCUCCGCCAGGCCCUAGAGUGUGGCCUCAAGGGCAGCCCUAGGCUGGGUGAGUAGUGAAAGGGCAGGACAACCUUCUGGGCAGCUGAGGCAUCAGAAGGACCCAGAGUAGCCUUUCCCUGUCCCCAGCCUCCUCUCCCAGAACCACAAUGGAGCCUUGAAGCCUCUGAUUGGGGACCAAGGUCCGACCACUGGGCCUUUGUAGUGUUCAGGAUGCAGCCGCCAGGCUGGGAAGGGUGGAUGAAACCCAGAAUCUGAAUACCUCACUCCCCUUCCCCAACGGCCCCCAGGAUUCCUGAGGAGGCCUGGCUCGGUUACCUAGGAGACGGGUGUGCUGGCCCAAGCAAAGAUGGGGGCCCAAGAGGGUUAGGCCUUGGCCAGUCCCUGCCGGGCUCCUGUCUCACCACAGCAGUGCACCGUAUCACCAUACUAUCUCUUCCCUGUUCACUGCUGCCCAGCUCUUUGAACCCCUCAGGGCCCCCUGGGCCCAGGCUCCCUCCUUCCCAGGCGCUCAGCCCACCUUUCCCUCUCCCACUCAGCCCCUCAGAUCUUCCCAAACCACAGCCAUGCAUGACUAUCUGUCUGUCUCUACCCCCCACUCUGGGUCUCCUGCUACCUUACCACGGGGACAGGCACUGGGCCUCGACCCAAGCCCCGCCUGUGUCCUUACCCACUCCCUCUGGCUCCCUGGAGCAGAACUGUGCCCAGGCGGGUGGGGCAGGGCCAGGCCGGCCCAGCACCUUCCUCAGUCUUUUUUGUCCCUCUCAGCGGGCUAGCAGGCUACAGCAAAAGAGGGCGCUCUCUUACUCCAGCCUUUCUAGCCAGGCUCCCCUUUCCCAGCGCAACCCCCAGCCUCCAGCCUGCUGCUUCUGGAUCCUGAGGCUGCCUCUUGAGCUUCUCUCCUGCCCAGCCUGAGAACGGUCAUGGCCUUGAGGGCAGGUGACCAGGGGCAGGUUGCAAUGAACGGGCUGAAAGAAAAGGUGCUGACGCUGGACACCAUGAACCAGUGUGUGCGCAGGGUGGAAUAUGCGGUACGUGGCCCCAUCAUGCUUCGUGCCCUGGAGCUGGAGCAGGAGCUGAGCCAGGGCAUGAAGAAACCUUUCACCGAAGUCAUCCGUGCCAACAUCGGGGACGCACAGGCCAUGGGGCAAAAGCCCAUCACCUUCAUGCGCCAGGUCCUGGCCCUCUGUGUUGACCCUGAGCUCCUGAGCAGCCCCCACUUUCCCAAGGAUGCCAAGAGAAGGGCAGAGCGCAUUUUGCAGGCCUGCGGGGGCCACAGCCUGGGGGCCUACAGCGUCAGCUCCGGCAUCCAGCUGAUCCGCGAGGACGUGGCGCAGUACAUCGAGCGGCGCGACGGAGGCAUCCCCUCAGACCCCAACAACAUCUUCCUGUCCACAGGAGCCAGCGACGCCAUAGUGACGGUGCUGAAGUUGCUGGUGGCCGGCGAGGGCCGCACGCGCACGGGCGUGCUCAUCCCCAUCCCGCAGUACCCGCUCUACUCCGCCACGCUGGCCGAGCUCGACGCCGCGCAAGUGAACUACUACUUGGACGAGGAACACGCCUGGGCGCUCGACGUGAGCGAGCUGCGGCGCGCGCUGGCCCAGGCGCGCGACCGAUGCCGCCCGCGCGCGCUCUGCGUCAUCAACCCCGGUAACCCCACCGGGCAGGUGCAGACCCGCGAGUGCAUCGAAGCCGUGAUCCGCUUCGCCUUCGAGGAGCGCCUAUUCCUGCUGGCUGACGAGGUGUACCAGGACAACGUGUACGCCGAGGGCUCGCAGUUCCACUCCUUCAAGAAGGUGCUCACCGAGAUGGGGCCGCCGUACGCCGCGCAGCAGGAGCUCGCCUCCUUCCACUCCGUUUCCAAGGGCUACAUGGGCGAGUGCGGGUUUCGCGGCGGCUACGUGGAGGUCGUGAACAUGGACGCCGCGGUGCAGCGGCAGAUGCUGAAACUGAUGAGCGUGCGGCUGUGCCCGCCGGUGCCCGGCCAAGCCCUGCUCCACACGGCGGUCAGCCCGCCCCAGCCCUCCGACCCCUCCUUUGCGCAGUUCCAGGCGGAGAGGCAGGCAGUGCUGGCCGAACUGGCGGCCAAGGCCAAGCUCACAGAGCAGAUCUUCAGCGAGGCUCCCGGCAUCCGCUGCAACCCGGUGCAGGGCGCCAUGUACUCCUUCCCGCGCGUGCAGCUGCCCCCGCGCGCCGUGCAGCGCGCGCAGGAGCUGGGUCUGGCCCCGGACAUGUUCUUCUGCAUGCGCCUGCUGGAGGAGACCGGCAUCUGCGUGGUGCCCGGGAGCGGCUUCGGGCAGCUGGAAGGCACAUACCACUUCCGGAUGACCAUUCUGCCCCCCAUGGAGAAGCUGCGGGCCCUGCUGGAGAAGCUGAGUCAGUUCCACGCCAAGUUCACCCUCGAGUACUCCUGAGACCGUCUGGGGACUGCGCAGACCAGGCCAAGCCGGCAGGGCCACCCUGGGAAUCACCGUGCCCAGGACCCUGGGAAUUUUUGGGGCCCUCUGGACUCGCUCUUGUUGCCUAGAGAGCU